This is a messenger RNA of Octopus bimaculoides (California two-spot octopus), 881 nucleotides long. Its product is annotated as proteasome assembly chaperone 4-like. The record is from RefSeq and is a predicted model, not a curated record. NCBI's taxonomy places the organism in Eukaryota, Metazoa, Mollusca, Cephalopoda, Octopoda, Octopodidae. Gene Ontology annotation, biological process: proteasome assembly.
UGUACCGACUCUUUAUGCAAUUUUUUAAAUCUAAAAUUUCUGCACUUUUGAGCCACCAUAGUUUAAAGCAGAACCACGUUUAUGAGUGUGUGCUUCUUCGUUUUGAAGUAUUAGAAAAAUGCCUGGUAUGAAUGUGGAUCCUUCAGAAAAUUGUUUUAUCAAAAUACAUCGGUUUUCAGAUAAAAUAACGGACACGACAGUUCAUUUUCAAGUCAUUCAAAUGGCAAACAGUUUCCACAUGUGGUUCGGCAGUUCGCCGCGUCUCUCCAACAUGGCGGUUGCAAUGCAAACUAAAUAUGAUACUUCCAUGCCAAAUGGCUGUCAAUUGAUGACUGAUUCAGCAGAUUCUUUGAGCAUACCUUUAGCACAGAAACUUGCCAAGAAAACUGGUAAACAAGUGUUUCUUAGCAGUGAUUUAUCUUCCGACCAUAAGAUGGUACCUCUUAUAGAACAGAGAAUAUUUGAAGAAAUGAAGCUAUAUCCUGAAAAGUUUUAAUUAAUUUCUCCUCAAUCAUGAUAAAUUUACUGCUUCAGUUGCUUUAGCUUCUUUUUUGCACCAAAGCAGUCAACAUUCCAUUCGUCAUUCCAUCACAGAAAAAAAACGAGACAGAACAAUCCAAAAAUACCAAGAACUAAAGUUGCGGCUUGUACCACAUUAAAGGGAAGAGGAUUACAAAACUAUUGCAGGAAUUCUAAUCAAUAAAAAUGCUAAACAUUUUUGCAUGCGUGUGUGUGUGAUUUUUUUUUUCUGUUUAAUAUUAAAUUGAUAAUUUAAUAUUAAAUUACAAAUUUCUAUUAGUUUUUGCAUUCUGUAGUAGAAUUCUGUUUCUGUCUUCAGACAAAAGAUACAAUAAUAAACGUUUGAUAAUUAAGAAUAAAAA